Molecule: messenger RNA, 1200 nt
Organism: Didymodactylos carnosus
Lineage: Eukaryota; Metazoa; Rotifera; Eurotatoria; Philodinida; Philodinidae
Source: the annotation of a GenBank genome assembly
AUGCGUGCAUCAAGUAAGCCGGAAGUUGCUGUUCGUCCAACAAAAACAUCAUUAGCUCGCCAAUCAGUAGUAUGCACUUCAAUGGCCCCCAUACAACAAUCGGAGCGUCGAUCACUAAGUCAAGUUUCGAACACAUACGGCAAACAAAAUAUGAAGAAUGUUGUGCAGCGCGGUUUUAAUGUUAAAACGAAUCCAAAGAAUGUUCCUCUAAAGGUACAACAACAACAGCAUCCUCAAACUAGUAGUGGUGUAAUGAAAAAUGCUGUUUUUAAACAUCGAUCUGUUCAAAAAUUGGCUGUUAUUAUGUCCGAAUCGGCACGUGAUAAUUCAACAAAAGAAAGCGAAAUAUUAAAGCAAGUUAUUGUCUCAUCAUUAACAGAAACAGUCAAAAAUUUAGAAAUUGCUGUUGAUAAUCAAGAAAAUAAACCACCAAAACGAAAACGGUCAUUAUUCUAUCCAUCAUUAACUGGUCAUCGAACUCUUCCCCGUACAGUGCCAUCACUCCACCGUCGAACAAUACAGCCUCCUACAAUGAUUCCACCGGUACAUAAAGAAUUGAAAAUUGUGGCAAUUGAACUACCAUCGACAAGUGAUAACGAUUUUAAUGACGAAUUAGAUGAAGAUGAACAUAGGAUCAAUGGUGAAAUAUAUGUAAUGAAUUAUAUUCGCGAUAUAAUGAAUUUGCUCUAUGCACUCGAAUCGCAUUAUCAAAUCGAUAAUUCGUACUUGCAAGUAACAUCAACAAGGACAACAAUACCAUCAAAAAUAUGGAAAAUGGCACUAAAACAUCGAACAAUAUUGGUCGAAUGGCUAAUACAACUAUUUUAUUGUCGUUUUCAUUUAUCACAAGAUUCAUUACACGUUUGUAUGCAAUUACUAGACCGUUAUCUUCAAUAUUGUUCAUCACCAUCAGCUGCUGCACAAACAACAAAUGUUUUAAAACAAAAAAAUUUACAACUCAUCGGUGUUGCAACUUUGUUGUUAGCAACAAAAGUAGAAGAAACACAUCAUCCAUCGGUGGACGAUCUGAUAUUUUUAACGGAUAAUGCGUACACAGGAGAUCAAUUGAAAGCAAUGGAGAGGAAAAUACUACAGGAUUUAAGUUUUGAGCUAAAUCGACCAACAAGGUUCGUUUUGUUUCGAAAUCUCUCUUUCCAUGUGAAGGGAAUCGUUCAAAGAACAGAGCCCGAUAGUACAUGA